This is a messenger RNA of Salvia hispanica, 762 nucleotides long. The record is from RefSeq and is a predicted model, not a curated record. NCBI's taxonomy places the organism in Eukaryota, Viridiplantae, Streptophyta, Magnoliopsida, Lamiales, Lamiaceae.
AGCCUUGUGCUUUACUCAACUCUCUCAUUCUCUCUUUUUCCAAACACACACAGCCCCAAAGAAGCCUCAUGGCUGAUAUACUGAAUGCAGAGCAAAUUGUUGAAUUGCAGGAAGCCUUCAGCCUCUUUGACAAAGAUGGAGAUGGUUGCAUAACCAUUGAAGAAUUGGGCACAGUGAUCAGGUCUCUAGAUCAAAAUCCCACCGAGGAAGAGCUCCACGACAUGAUCAACGAGGUCGAUAUCGAUGGCAACGGCACCAUUGAAUUCGCUGAGUUCUUGAACCUCAUGGCCAACAAAAUGAAGGUUAACUUAACUCACUCUUACAUUAACAACUUUUCUUCUUUUCACUUUGGCUUUUACUACUUUAUUUUUAACACUGUUUUUGAUCAGGAAACUGAUGCAGAGGAAGAGCUUAAAGAAGCUUUCAAGGUGUUUGAUAAAGAUCAAAAUGGUUACAUCUCAGCUACUGAGCUUCGGCAUGUGAUGAUCAAUCUUGGUGAGAAGUUGACAGAUGAAGAGGUGGAACAGAUGAUAAGAGAGGCUGAUUUGGAUGGUGAUGGACAGGUUGAUUAUGAUGAGUUUGUGAAGAUGAUGAUGGCCAUUGGAUAGAAAUAUCUCAAGUUUAAUUUUUUUUUAAUUCCAUUUAUUACAUUGUUGUGCAAAACUUAGGAUCAAUUAGUCAAUCCUGAUGCAAGAAAUUUCAGAUUUUGUUGAUUGUAUUCUUUCAAAUUUUUAGUUCAAAUGAACAAGAAUCUUCAGACAA